AUGUAUAUCUUACCAUUGAUACUCUUGAACCUCUUCUUGGGUCUUAAUGCCUACUCGGCGGGACUAGCUGGUGCCGGAUUCGCUGGUGCAGGACUCGCUGGUGCAAGACUCGCUGGUGCAGGACUCGCUGGUGCCGGACAAGCUGCUGCUGCACAAGCUGCCGCUAGACAAGCUGCCGCUGCACAAGGUGCCUUUGGACAAGCUGGCGCUGGAUUCGCUGGUGCAGGACUCGCUGGUGCCGGAUAUGCUGCUGCUGCACAAGCUGCCGCUAGACAAGCUGCCGCUGCACAGGGUGCCUUUGGACAGGCUGGCGCUGGAUUCGCUGGUGCAGGACUCGCUGGUGCUGGACUUGCUGCCGCAGGACAGGCCUUUGCAGGAGCAACCGCCGCUGGACAGAUUGCUGCUGGACAAGCCUUUGCAGGAUUAACUGCCGCUGAACAACAGGCUGCACAAGCUGUUGCUGCACAAGUUACUGGUCAAGCCGUAGGACAAGCUGCUGCUGGUCAAGCUGCUGCUGGACAAACUGCUGCUGGACAAGUUGCUGCACAGGUUGCCGCUGAACAGAUCGCCGCUGGACAAGCUGCCGCUCAACAGAUUGCCGCAGGACAGGUAGCUGCUGGACAAGCUGCUGCACAGAUUGCCGCUGCACAGACUGCUGCUGCACAAACUGCCGCUGCACAGACUGCCGCUGGACAGGCUGGCGCAGGACUAUCUGCCGUUGAACAAGCUGCUGCACAGGUUGCCGCUGCACAGGUUGCCGCUGCACACGCUUUUGCCGGACUAAGUGCUGCUGAACAAGUUGCUGCACAAAUUGCCGCUGGACAGAUUGCCGCUGGACAAGUUGCCGCUGGACAGGCCUUUGCUGGAGCAUCCGUUGCUGGACAAACUGCUGCUGGACAAGCUGCUGCUGCACAAUGUGUAGCUGCACAGAUUGCCGCUGGACAAGUUGCUGCUGGACAAGCUUUUGCAGGAUUAACUGCUGCCGAACAAGCUGCUGUACAGGCUGCUGCUGGACAAGUUGUCGCAGGUCAAGCUGCCGCUGGAUUAACUGCCGUUGAACAAGCUGCUGCACAAAUUGCCGCUGCAAAAAUCGCCGCUGGACAGGCCAUGGCAGGAUUAUCUGCCACCGAACAAGCUGCUGCACAAAUUGCUGCUGGGCAGAUUGCCGCUGAACAGGUUGCAGGACAAGCAUUUGCAGGAGUAGCUGGUGCUGGACAUGCCAGACAUGUUAGACACGCUGGACAGGCUGGAAAAGCUGCCGCUGGAAAAGCUGCCGCUGGACAAGCUGCCGCUGGACAAGCUGCCGCUGGACAGGCUGCCGCUGGACAUGGUGCCGCUGGACAGGCUGCCGCUGGACAGGCUGCCGCUGGACAAGCUGCCGCUGGACAGGCUGCCGCUGCAAGAAGAGCUAGACACGUUGCUGGAUUUGCUGGCGCGGGAGUCGCUGGUGCAGGAUUCGCUGGACAGGCAGCAUUUGGACAAGCUGCUGCUGCAGGAAACGCUGCUGCUAGACAGGUUGUCGCUGGACAGAUUGCUGCUCAACAGGCCUUUGCAGGAUUAUCUGCUGCUGGACAAGCUGCUGCACAAAAUGCCGCUGGACAAGUUGCCGCUGGACAGUCUUUCGCAGGAGUAGCUGCUGCUGAACAAAUUGCUGCACAGAUUGCCGCUGAACAAGUUGCCGCAGGACAGGCUGCCGCCGGACAGAUUGCUGCUGGACAGAUGUCCGCUGGACAAGCUGCUGCACAAAUUGCCGCUGCACAAACUGCCGCUGCACAGACUGCCGCUGCACAGACUGCCGCUGGACUGUCUGCUGUUGAACAAGCUGCUGCACAGAUUGCCGCUGGACAAGUUGCUGCUGGUCAAGCCAUGGCUGGAUUAACUGCCGCUGAACAAUGUGCUGCAGAGAUGGCCGCUGCACAAAUUGCCACUCAACAAGUUACCGCUGGACAGGCUUUCGCUGGACAAGCUGCUGCUGCACAAGUUGUCGCUGGACAAGUUGCCGCUGGACAGAUGGCCGCUGCACAAGCCUUCGCAGGACUAUCUGCCGCUGAACAAGCUGCUGCACAGAAUGCCGCUGCUCAAGUUGCCGCUGGACAGGCGGCCGCUGGAUUAACUGCCGUUCAACAAGCUGCUGCACAGGUUGCCGCUGCAAAAAUUGCCGCUGGACAAGCUUUGAUGGGAAUGACUGCUGCUGAACAAGCCGCUGCACAGAUUGCUGCUGCACAAAUUGCUGCUGGACAGGUUGCUGGUGGACAAGCUGCAGCAGGAGCAUUUGCAGGAGUAGCUGGCGCUGGACAUGCCAGACAUGUUAGACACGCUGGACAGGCUGGAAAAGCUGCCGCUGGACAAGCUGCCGCUGGACAAGCUGCCGCUGGACAGGCUGCCGCUGGACAUGGUGCUGCUGGACAGGCUGCCGCUGGACAAGCUGCCGCUGGACAGGCUGCCGCUGGACAGGCUGUCGCUGGACAAUCCGCCGCUGCCCAAGCUGCCGCUGGACAAGCUGCCGCUGGACAAGCUGCCGCUGGACAAGCUGCCGCUGGACAAGCUGCCGCUGGACAAGCUGGUGCUGGACAAGCUGCUGGUGCAAGAAAAGCUAGACAUGUUGCAGGUGUUGCUGGCGCGGGAUUCGCUGGACAGGCUGCCUUUGGACAAGCUGCUGCAGGACAAGCUGCCUUUGGACAGGCUGGCGCAGGAUUUGCUGGUGCAGGACUCGCUGGUGCCGGAAAUGCUGCUGCUGCUGCACAAGCUGCCGCUAGACAAGCUGCCGCUGCACAGGGUGCUUUUGGACAGGCUGGUGCUGGAAUCGCUGGUGCAGGACUCGCUGGUGCUGGACAUGCUGCUGCUGCACAAGCUGCCGCUAGACAAGCUGGCGCUGCACAGGCUGCCUAUGGACAAGCUGGCGCUGGAUUCGCUGGUGCAGGACUCGCUGGUGCAGGACUCGCUGGUGCAGGAUUCGCUGGUGCAGGACUCGCUGGUGCCGGAAAUGCUGCUGCUGCUGCACAAGCUGCCGCUAGACAAGCUGCCGCUGCACAGGGUGCUUUUGGACAGGCUGGUGCUGGAUUCGCUGGUGCAGGACUCGCUGGUGCUGGACAUGCUGCUGCUGCACAAGCUGCCGCUAGACAAGCUGGCGCUGCACAGGCUGCCUAUGGACAAGCUGGCGCUGGAUUCGCUGGUGCAGGACUCGCUGGUGCAGGACUCGCUGGUGCAGGAUUCGCUGGUGCAGGACUCGCUGGUGCCGGAAAUGCUGCUGCUGCUGCACAAGCUGCCGCUAGACAAGCUGCCGCUGCACAGGGUGCUUUUGGACAGGCUGGUGCUGGAUUCGCUGGUGCAGGACUCGCUGGUGCUGGACAUGCUGCUGCUGCACAAGCUGCCGCUAGACAAGCUGCCGCUGCACAAGGUGCCUUUGGACAAGCUGGCGCUGGAUUCGCUGGUGCAGGACUCGCUGGUGCCGGAUAUGCUGGUGCUGCACAAGCUGCCGCUAGACAAGCUGCCGCUGCACAGGGUGCCUUUGGACAAGCUGGCGCUGGAAUGGCUGGCGCUGGAAUGGCUGGCGCUGGAAUGGCUGGCGCGGGAAUGGCUGGCGCAUUCAGAACUGCCGCAGGAAGAGCUGGUGCAUUAGCAAUGGCUGCUUAA
Molecule: messenger RNA, 3633 nt
Organism: Solenopsis invicta (red fire ant)
Lineage: Eukaryota; Metazoa; Arthropoda; Insecta; Hymenoptera; Formicidae
Product: spidroin-1-like
Exons: 1
Coding region: 1-3633 (1210 amino acids)
Source: RefSeq, a predicted model, not a curated record